AUGUCAAAAGAUUCUUUGAUAUGUAUCAUAUUAUGGAUUUCAAUUCAGUUAUUUGUUGAAGUGAAUAGCCAAAUAAAUCCAUCACUACGAAUGCUUCACACCGCUACGCUGGUUGAUGAAAAACUAUAUAUUUUAGGUGGACAAAACAUAAACAGAAAAGAUGAAGACAGUGGAAUUAUUGGAAAAGAAUAUUUUUAUCUCAAUGUUUCCAUUCCAUUUGACACCAAAAAAUUAAUUUGGAAUGACUUAACAAACAUUAACAUCAUUCCAGCACAUGUUGGUGCUGUAUCCGCCAAAGGUGGUGUAAAUGAUGAUAUAGUUAUAUAUGGAGGAAGAGGUAUGCCGUAUACAGAAAAUUUGGCAUCGGUUUAUAUGUUUGAUACGAAAAGUAACCAGUGGAAUAUCCCCCAAAUAACUGGCAAUAGUUUUGCCAAAAGGAGAAGUUUAUUAGGUUUCAUUGAUUCUAGCAAGAAACUUUAUAUGUUUGCCGGGUGGGUGAUAAAUGGCAAUCACGUAAAUGACAUGAUUAUCUUGGACACCGUAAAUUUAAGUUUCAGAGAAGGAAGUCGAUUAAAUGCCCCUUCUCCAAGAAUUAAUUAUGCUGGGGUUAUCUUACCCAGUCAGAAUAUUGUUUAUAUGGGUGGCAUGAUGUAUGACGAGAGUGCUUUAACGUUAAGUGAGAUUUAUCUUUAUGACACUGUAAAUGAUAAAUGGAGUACAAGACAAACCAUAGGAUCGAUACCUUCUAAUAGAUUUGGUUUGUCAGCUGUUCUUGGAUUGGAUGGUCAACAAAUAAUAAUUUUUGGAGGAACUAAUGGAAAUGAGAUCAAUUCAAUCGAAUCCCUCUAUACUUUAAACCUGAACACAUUUGAAUGGCGUAUUCCAAAGGUUUCUGGAGGCAACCUACCGGCAUCAAGAUAUUAUCACAGGGCAAAUGUAAUUGGAAAAUAUAUGGUUAUAUCAUUUGGUUCAUUAUUCGGAGGCGUUUUAUUAUCAGUUGGAAGUUUCUUUUUGUAUAAUUGGAAUAAAAAUAAUCGAAGUCGUGCAAUACCAACUCCAGGAGAAAAUGAUAAUCAAAUAUUAAUGAUUGCUUCCGAUAGGAAAUGA
Funneliformis caledonium is the source of this 1107-nucleotide messenger RNA. The record is from the annotation of a GenBank genome assembly. NCBI's taxonomy places the organism in Eukaryota, Fungi, Glomeromycota, Glomeromycetes, Glomerales, Glomeraceae.